CUCACUUUCCAUUCAUUCAUGAAUUCAAUUCCAAACACUCCUCAUCAUCAGCAGCCAUGGAAUUCACCAUUCCAAAUUGCAAAACCCAAUUUGAUAUCAAUCAAAUCCAUGCUAAUUUACUCACAACAGGAUUCAUCAAAAACCAUAGUCUCACAACUAAACUAAUCCUCAAAUUUUCAUCUUCACAACACACUCCUUUAGUCCAAUUUGCUCGCCAUAUUUUCUUUGCCCGCCAUUCGGUUUUUCGAAAAACAAACGAUAACCCGUUUCUUUGGAACGCUGUUAUCAAAACAUUCUCACAUUCUGUUAAUGAAGAUGAGAUAAAACAAGCUGUUUUUGUACUGGGUUUGAUGGUUGAGAACAAUGUUUGUGUUGACAAGUUUACGGUUUCUUUGGUUUUAAAAGCGUGUUCGCGAAUUGGGUUUGUUAGACAAGGAAUGCAGGUUCAUGGGUUUUUGAUAAAGAUUGGAUUUUUGAGUGAUUUGUAUUUGGGAAAUUGUUUGGUUUCUAUGUAUGUGAAAUGUGGGCUUGUUGAGUUUGCACGCCAAGUGUUUGAUAGAAUGUCUAAGAGGGAUUCGGUUAGUUUUAACGCGAUGAUUGAUGGGUAUGUAAAGUUUGGGAAGGUUGAGCUUGGUCGUGAGUUGUUUGAUUCGAUGACGUUGGAAAUGAGGAAUUUGAGGUCUUGGAAUUGUAUGAUUAGCGGUUAUGGAGGUCUGGAAGACGGGUUUUUGAUGGCUUGGGAUUUGUUUGAGGAAAUGCCGGAGAGAGACUUGGUUUCGUGGAAUUUGAUGAUUGGUUGUUGUGUUAAGAGCGGGAGGAUUGAUUUGGCCAGAGUACUUUUUGAUAGGAUGCCGAAAAGAGAUGUUAUUAGCUGGGCUAAGUUGAUUGAUGGGUAUGCAAAGUUGGGGAAUAUUGAGAUUGCUAGACGUUUAUUUGAUGCAAUGCCUGAAAGAGAUGUAGUUUCGUGUAAUGUGAUGAUGGCUGGUUAUAUGAAGAACGGGGUUUGUUUUGAAGCAUUACAAGUCUUUCGUAAUAUGAUUAGUGAGGGCAAUCUUGCUCCUGAUGAUACUACUUUAUCGAUUGCUCUUUCUGCAAUUGCUCAAUCAGGACACCAUGAUGAAGGUGUUUCGGUACAUUUUUAUAUAAAAGAAAAUGGGCAUAAGUUGGAUGGAAAACUUGGGGUUUCGCUUGUAGACAUGUAUGCAAAGUCAGGCAACAUAGAAACCGCUAUGCGUGUUUUCAAGGGCAUACAACAGAAAAAUGUCGAUCACUGGAAUGCCAUGAUUGGUGGUUUAGCUAUCCAUGGGUUUGGCAAACAGGCUUUUGAUAUGUUUCUUAGAAUGAAAAAACUUGAUGUAAAACCAGAUGCAAUCACAUUUGUCAACGUCCUUAAUGCUUGUGCCCAUUCGGGAAUGGUAAAGGAAGGUGUUAUGUGUUUUGAAAUCAUGACAAGACUCCACAUGGUAGAGCCGGAAGUCCAACAUUUUGGUUGCCUCGUUGACAUGUUUGCCCGUGCAGGGCAGAUCAACGAGGCCACGCGCAUCAUUGAACAAAUGCCUAUUGAGCCGAAUGAGAUUCUGUGGCGUACUCUGCUCAAUGCGUGUAUUAACCAUGAAAACAGCAUAGAUACACAGAUGGACGAGGAUACAAUCAAAAUGGAUUAUUAUGAUCCGGGCACGUAUGUGCUGUUAUCUAACAUGUAUGCUCGUUUUGGCAUGUGGGAUCGUGUUAGGAGGGUGAGGGGGGUGAUGAAAAAACAAAGAAUCAAGAAAGUUCCGGGGCAUAGUUGGAUAGAACUUGAUGGUACCUUUCAUGAAUUCUUUGUAGGAGAUGGAUCUCAUCCUCAAGUUGCAGAGAUUUAUUCUGUGCUGGACAAUUGGUCUCCUCUUGAAUCUCGAGUUAAAUCUUUCAAGUUACAUACUAAACUAGAACUUGGUUUGUUUCAAGUGGGUAGCCAGAUAUGAGUAGCUAGUUUUGUCUUCCUGUAUAUCUAGGAAUGUAUAAAGAAAGGAUAAUAUGAUAACCAAUCUUCCAGUUUAAA
Messenger RNA from Erigeron canadensis, 2041 nucleotides. Its product is annotated as pentatricopeptide repeat-containing protein At2g45350, chloroplastic. The transcript has a single exon. The record is from RefSeq and is a predicted model, not a curated record. Lineage: Eukaryota; Viridiplantae; Streptophyta; Magnoliopsida; Asterales; Asteraceae. The coding region runs from base 57 to 1964 and encodes 635 amino acids. Gene Ontology annotation, molecular function: protein binding; RNA binding. Gene Ontology annotation, biological process: RNA modification.